Molecule: messenger RNA, 1474 nt
Organism: Thunnus maccoyii (southern bluefin tuna)
Lineage: Eukaryota; Metazoa; Chordata; Actinopteri; Scombriformes; Scombridae
Exons: 2
Coding region: 375-1133 (252 amino acids)
Source: RefSeq, a predicted model, not a curated record
UCACCUGCAGUGGAAAAUGUUACUUAUGUAAAGCCUGUUUCCUACACAGAAGCUUAUAGUGAGCAUCUUAUAUGCAGGUGACAUCGCUUAAGUCUCUGUUUCAUAUUUCCAUGGAUUAUUAAGGGCAGGGUUUUUAGAUUAAUUAACAAAAUAGGGGAAAAAAAUUGUGUCACUUGAAACUGUGUCAAAGGGAUGGUGGCGCCCUAAUUAAUGGUCAUUCUAGCCCCAGCUUUGAGUUACACAGGAGCUGCCUGUCAAACAGAUAACCCUCUUAGAGGAAUGUCACCUGCCUCUGUCUCAGGCGUGCAGGUAGUUGCUCGUGCUUGAGAAGUGAAUUUACCAACACAGUGCUCAAGGACUAUUUGAAGAGCCUGAUGGCAACCUCAAAUGUCAAAGGUGAAAAAGUGUCCAAAUUUGAGACCUUAAAACUUUUGGAGAAAUGCAGAAAGGAAAGAGAUGAUGCCAUGCACAGGGAAAGUGUUCUCAGAGAAAAACUCAGACAGUACGAGUCAAGGCUGCGUUCAACUGAGGCUCUAAAACAGAAACUGAAGACCUUGACCAUGGACAACAAGGACCUGAGGAAACAAGUGAAGACUCUUCGUACAGAGAUUGGACUUGAGUGCAGCCCUAAGUUCAAUGGAAAGACCACUAAGGACAUAAUCAAUGACUUGCAUGAAAAGGAUCGUGAGUGCAGUUCCCUGUUAGAGAAGGCUGGGAAACUCAGUCUGACUAUUGAUGAUUUGACAUCUGAGUUGGCAAAUACAGUCACCUCUAAAACACUUUUGGAAGAUCAAGUGCAGUCAUUGCAGCAAAAUCUCAAGGAUAUGACAAAUAAUCAACGCCGUCUGCUGAAAUUGUGGGAAGACAAGAAGGCCCAGAGGGAACAGCUCGCCCUUCCUGCAAUUAUCCAGAAACCUGGACAGAAACCAGUUGUCCAUAGAGCAAUUCAAACAGAGAUGUCCGUCAGUUCAUCCCAAAAGCUUCCAGUUAAUGCAUUUGAGACCAAGUCAUUCUCUCGUGACAAUGACAAAAAGACUGUUUUGGAUAAACAUAGUUUUACAACUUAUGGAAAUGGCUAUCAUCAUGACAAGAAAGCUUUCAUGCAUGAUGAAACCAAAGGGAUUCAGAACUGACUUGACCCACUGACUGAAAACUCUUAACACUGCAUUGAGAAAGUAAAGCAGAGACAUUAAAAAUACUUGGAGUAAUGUUUAUAUAUCUGUAAAUGACUCAAAAAGUAAAACAAGAUACAAUUGAAACAUUUUUAAGCUCAUUUAUGACUGAUUUGAUUUAUUGGUGCCUUGUGUAAUUUAAUGCAGUGAAAAAGUUGUUGUCAUAGUGCUUGUUCAAAUGUAACUUAACUUUAAAAAAACAAAAAACUAUAACGUAUCAGCCCAUGCCGUUGAACCAGGCGGGGCUCCAUACAUAGGCCACUUAGUUUGAAUAUAUGUAUAUAAGUUUCAGCUGAAAAAGC